CACCCAGCACGCCGUCCCAGUGUUUGCAUCGGCCAGGAGAGACGGCGAGCACCCCCAGCCCCCGGGGCACACGCACGCACCCAACCCCACCAGCCUCCUUCUCGGUGCCGGAAUCUCCGCGAGUCCGACUCGGUGGGGAUUCGCCGUUUGAUCUACUUCUCCGAGUUCGAAGCAGCGUCGAAUUGGAGCCGGAGCCGGAGCCGGAGCCUAAUGGCGGUGGGGAUUUCUGGCUAGUGGCUCUAUAUAUGUCUAGGCGCCGGCGGCAGAGCGGAACCAGCAGCCAAGGGAUGGAAGAUGCGUCGAAAUCGAGCCCCAAGCGCAAGGCCGCCGCCUGCGAUGCGUUUCCCCGUGGCGGCCGCAAGCGUCGCCCGGCGACGGCGGCGGCCGAGGAGCGGGACUGGACAUCGCUCCACCCGGACAUCAAUAAACUCAUCGCCGAUCGGCUGCUGGAGGAGGACGUGACGGAGUACAUUGUGUUCCGCGCCGUGUGCACGCACUGGCGCGCGUCCGCGCCGAGCCCACGGGACACCUCGCUGGCCGACCGCCGCUUCCACCCGCGCGGCUGGGUUGCGCUCUGUGAGGGCACCGGCGUCCGUCCUGUCGACGACGAGGCGAUCACCUUCUUCCACGCCGCCUCCGGCAAGGUCCGGCGGGUGCACCUGUGGGAGCUCCAGGGUCAGCGGAUCGUCGGGUUCACGGACGGCCUCAUCCUCCUGCUCGACACAGGCACCGCCGUCGUCCGUGUCCUCCACCCCUUCACACGCGUCAUCGUCCAGCUGCCCCACCUCGCCGGCUUCUUCCACCGCGUGCUCAGCAAGCAGGCGUCUUUCAAGAUGGACUCCUUCGUCUGGCUCAACGCUGCCGUCUGUGUUGCCAGCCCCAGCUCCAUCGCCGUCGUUGUCUGGUUUCCCAACAUGCCUGUGGUGAUCUGCGCGGAGCCGAGCAUGAAGCAUUGGGUCAUCCUCCACAUCAAUAUCCAGUUCACCAACACCUUGCCCUUCAAUGGCCGGCUCUACGGCGUGACACGGGUCGGGAGGCAGCUGGUGCAGAUCUACCCUCAGUACAAACACGUUGAUCCAGUGGUCGCUGAAGUGCCAAAGGAACUUGGCCUCCCUCAGAGCUGCUGCUACUACCUUGUGGAGUCCACGGGAGCUAUGCUUCUCGCCGUCCUGCACAAGGUCUCAGGCGAGUGCUCCAAUGCUUUUGCACUCUUCAAGGUGGACCUCUGCAGGCAGGAGCUGACUCGGGUGCCUAGCCUAGGCGACCGGGCUCUGUUCCUCAGCGACGACCGGUGCCUCUCUGUCUCAGCCAGGGACCUCCCUUCCAUUAGCGGCAAUUGCAUCUACUUCACCUUGUCCAACGCUUGUAAACCCAUUAUGGUGCACUCGCUCAACGAUGGCUCGUUUGAGAGCUUACCGAUGUCGUGCCUGGAACACGACCAGUCGGUGCUGACUCAGACUUCUGUGCAGCCCUUCACACUUGCUGAUCAUCUGAUCACCUACUGCCACCAUCGUGAGUGGACAAGAGGGCUCAUGUUCCAUGAAUUCUACUUCAUACCCAAUUAUUGGGACAAGCUAAGGAAGAGGAUCGCUGUACAGGAUUCUGAAGUCGUGGUUCCGAGGCUGCGAGGAACGGUUGACCAGCUGAAGAGGCUAGAGAUACCUGACCUGUUGAGAUUUGCACUUUCCUUGGGGACGAAUCGUGGCAAGAGAUUAAGGCUUACAACAUAGUGAAUCAUUUUUGGAUGGCGUGGUACGGUUGGUGCAUCCUGGAUACUUCCUCCAACGUUGUGAGCAGAUUAGACAUACAGUGACAUAGUUGCUGAAGGUGGCAUGCCUUACCGGAUGAACUGAGCAUGUGCUUGUGUUUACUUAUUUAUCUGUUAAGCUACCCAAUGUACUAGACCACUUGCAUUAUUUUCGUUAUCCGUGUCUUUUUUGUGCCAUGUAGUAACUCUUUGUUCUCAUUCAAUAAAUCGAAUGAUAUGGUUACUGGUGAAUGGUGAUUGGGCCAA
Molecule: messenger RNA, 2014 nt
Organism: Phragmites australis (common reed)
Lineage: Eukaryota; Viridiplantae; Streptophyta; Magnoliopsida; Poales; Poaceae
Exons: 2
Coding region: 246-1730 (494 amino acids)
Source: RefSeq, a predicted model, not a curated record